AUGUUCGUUAAUAACUAUUGUUUGUCAAUGAAUUGCAUCAUAGCACCUUUAAAUGGAUGUGGAGGAAUAUACUUAGGAAAUCUGGAUGCUGCUAAAGAUUCCUAAUUGCUCACUCAAUAUAACAUUGGAGCAGUCCUAUAAGUACUUGAUUAAUCAGUUCCCGUAAGAGGAGCACAAAAGUUGUGGAUCAUGGCAGAGGAUUCUGAAGAGUUCCCACUCAAUAAAUACUUUGAACAAGCAAUUAAAUUUAUUGAAAAUUAAACCAAAAAAACUAAUGUUCUUGUUCAUUGUUAUGCAGGUAUCUCAAGAUCUGCAGCUAUUUUGGCUGCCUAUCUAAUGUAAAAAUACGAUUGGACCAUAAAUCAAGCUAUAUUACAUUUACAAUCAAAAAGAAGAAUAGUUAAUCCAAAUCCAGGAUUCAUGAUAUAGCUUUAAGACUUUUAAUAGAAAUUACGUAAUAAUAAUCAAGAAUCUACUCUGUCAUUAGCAACCAUUUAACAUGAAUCUCAAAAUGAUUAGUAGAACAAUCAGAAUUGUCAGAGGGAGGUUUCUCCUUUGCACAAAAUUUCAAGAUUGGAUGAAUUUAAUAAUAAAUUAGAUUAAUUUAGAAAUUAAUUGAGAAUCAAGCAUAAAGUGUGUUGA
Molecule: messenger RNA, 642 nt
Organism: Paramecium tetraurelia
Lineage: Eukaryota; Ciliophora; Oligohymenophorea; Peniculida; Parameciidae
Exons: 2
Biological process (GO): protein dephosphorylation; negative regulation of MAPK cascade
Cellular component (GO): cytoplasm
Molecular function (GO): protein tyrosine/threonine phosphatase activity; MAP kinase tyrosine/serine/threonine phosphatase activity
Source: RefSeq, a predicted model, not a curated record